CUGAAACGCAAGAAGAAGAAGAGGAAGAACAGACAGGCAGAUCACAUAGAGCCUCUCUUUAUAAAGAGGGCACAUCGGGGGACGGACAAUAGCAGCCAACCAGAACACUGUGAAGUUUAUAAGCCUCACUUCCUCUACUUGGUACCUCUGAGGUCACCUCCCCUCCAAAGUGCUGAGAUGAUCCUGGAGGUCUGCCUGAUGCUGUGGCUAACAGGUCAUGGAGUGGAUGCGGUAUUCUCGCAGCAGCCUCAGGACUUAGUGGUAGUGGCUGGUCAACCCGUCACACUACCUUGCUCCAUCCCUGGUUACCAUGGCAUAGUGCUGUGGAUCAAAGACGGCCUCGCUCUGGGUGUCGGAAGAGACCUUUCAGGUUAUCCCCGUUACGCUGUGGUUGGGGAUCACGGAUCUGGUGAGUACCACCUGCGGAUCCAGAAGGUGGAGCUGAUGGAUGAUGCCGUGUUCGAGUGCCAGGCCAUCCAGGCUGCCAUAAGGUCCCGUCCCGCCCGACUUACAGUCCUAGUUCCACCGGAAGAUCCAGCCAUCAUCGGAGGGCCUGUGGUGAGCCUAAGAGCAGGAGACCCUCUCAAUCUGACCUGUCAUGCAGAUAACGCCAAACCCGCCGCCUCCAUCAUCUGGAUCCGAAAUGGAGAGGUUCUGAAUGGAGCCACGUACUCUAAGACUCUUCUUAGAGAUGGACGAAGAGAGAGCACCAUGAGCACCCUCUACAUUUCGGCCUCCAACAUUGAAUCUGGACAGAAGAUCAUCUGCCGUGCCUCCAACAAGGCUGUGCCCAAUGGCAAGGAGACCAGUGUCACUAUUGACAUCCAACACUUGCCUUUGGUUAACCUAUCUGCGGAGCCGCAACCAGUUUUGGAGGGAAACCUUGUGAAAUUUCAUUGCUCAGCUAAAGCUAAUCCACCAGUCAAUCAAUACAGGUGGGCUAAAGGAGGAAGUGUGAUAAAGGAAGUGUCUGGAGACACUUAUGAGGUCAUAGUGGACCACUCGUUCUUUACAGAGCCAGUUUCCUGCGAGGUCACUAACCCACUAGGGAGCACCAACAUCAGUCGCAAUGUGGAUGUCUACUUUGGACCACGGAUGGCUGCAGAGCCCCAGUCUUUACAGGUUGACCUGGGAUCAGAUGCCAUUUUCAACUGUGCCUGGACAGGAAACCCCUCUUUAACCAUUGUAUGGAUGAAAAGGGGUUCUGGAGUGGUGCUGAGCAAUGAGAACAUCCUGACAAUGAAAGCUGUCAGGCAAGAGGAUGCUGGGAAGUAUGUGUGCCGUGCAGUGGUCCCUCGGGUUGGUGUGGCAGAGAAGGAAGUCUCUCUCACUGUAAAUGGACCUCCAACCAUCUCCAGCACACAGACCCAUCAAGCUCCUCAUGGUGAAAAGGGACAGAUCAAAUGUUUCAUACGCAGCACGCCACCCCCAGACCGCAUUGCCUGGUCAUGGAAGGAGACUGUCCUGGAGUCCGGGACAUCAGGCCGUUACACAGUGGAGACAGUAAGCACAGAAGAUGGAGUGCUGUCCACCCUCACCAUGAGUAACAUUGUACCUGCAGACUUCCAGACCAUCUACAACUGCACCGCAUGGAACAGCUUCGGCUCUGAUACAGAGAUCAUCCGCCUCAAGGAACAAGAAUCUCUCCCUGUUGCUGUAAUCAUUGGAGUGGCAGUUGGUGCUUUCGUCGCUUUCAUCAUCCUCAUGGGAACCAUAGGAGCGUUCUGCUGCACGCGCUCUCAGAGAAAAGACACUCACCUGGUUAUGCCUACACUGCCUACCUCCAUCUGUGCUCAGCAGAGAGAACAUGCAAGCAAAAUUAAGACAGAAAAUCUCAAAGGUGUGGUAUCAGCCAAGAAUGACAUUCGUGUGGAAAUUGUGCACAAAGAUCACAAUGCAGCACGAGAAAACGAGGAGCACUCUGCUAUGAAACAGCUUAUGAUUGAACAUGGAGAGUUUCAACAGGAGUCUGCUUUGAAGCAGCUUGAGGUACUCCAGGAAGAGGAGACAGAGUAUCAGCACAUCAAGGAUCCCACUAAUGGAUACUACAGUGUGAACACAUUUCAGGAGCAUCAUGGAACACCAACCAUCACAAUGGCAGGAAACCAAGCCACGGAGAUUCGCCGAGAUCCUGGCACGGCCACCACCGGCAAGCAGCGGGUACCAACAGGAAUGUCUUUCACCAACAUCUACUCUACCUUGGGUGCUGGGCCCAACCGCCUGCAUGACUACAGCCAGCGGUUUGUGCUGGGCAUGGGCAGCAGUUCCAUCGAGCUGUGUGAGCGAGAAUUCCAGCGGGGAUCGAUGAGCGACUCCAGCUCUUUCCUGGACACACAAUGCGACAGCAGUGUCAGCAGUUACAGCAAGCAGGAUGGCUACAUACAGUUCGACAAGGACAGCAAGGCCUCAGCCUCCUCCUCAUCCCAUUACUCUCAAUCAUCGUCCCAGAACUCAGAUCUUACACGGCCCCUGCAGAAACGUAUGCAGACCCAUGUCUGACCAGGACUGGCUAUAGGUGGACAUAAGACAGAGCAACCCAGCUCUGGGUUUGGCCAAAGGGGUUUGAAACCCCCCCAGACAAGAAUCAGGAACCAAUUCAAGCACAUCUAGCACACCAGUUUCAUUUUAUCCUCUACUUACUUUGCUUGUAUUUCUUCCUCAUAUUUGUCAAACUCUUAUUUACAGCUUAUUUAAAGCCUUUCCAUUUUCAGAGACUUGCUUGAGCCCAUGGACUACCUUUCCCAAUGCCCUAAAUGUCUGGGCCAAAAACUUCCUCAAACAACCAUGUGCCACAGUGAUGUUUCUUGCCAAUGUAGAAAUAUACAAGGACCUGAGAACUGAACCAGUGUUCUUACUUAAGUUCCCUUGACAGCUUUGAAUGAGUGAACUUAUCAGAGGGAACACAUAGCAACGGGGCUUGUAAAAAAGCAUUAGUAUUUUAAGAGAGCUGAUGAAGGCUACUCUCCUAACCUCUGUAGUCAAUACACUCCAUUCCAUUAUUUGAAGACAAUGCUCUGUUGAUCCUGUACAGUUACGCAUAAGUUGUAUGUACGAUGUCUAAAUGCCUCUCCUUUAGCACAGCUAGCUAAACAAAAGGAUAAAAAGAAAAGUAAAAAAGGACAUGUAGGAGCUUAAUUAAUAAAUAAUGUCAGUCAGAAUCUUUGGAUUCCAGUCCAAGGUUGUUGAAAAUGUCAGAUUGAAAAUUGUUCUGAGCUGUCAGUUUUCCAUUCAGAUAUAAUAUAUAUUUGUGUACUUUAUUGUUCUUUCUUUCUUACUGAACAUUCUUUAUUUUCAAAGUUUUGUGUUUUUCAAACAUCAUGGAUUAUAAUUACUGGCUAUUGGACUUGACACUGGGAACUGAGAUGAUUAUUUAAUCUAUUCUACUUUGCCUUAAGGUGUGCCGACAUUCCAGUCAAAUAUGUGGCAAUAAGAGGAUUUUUUUUAAUAGUAAUAUUUCUGCAGGGGUUUGGUUUGGUGUGGAUGAUGCACUGAUGAUUGGAACAAUAAUGUUGCUUGGAUUUUAAAAAGAAAAUAUGCACUAUGUAUUAUGUCCUGUUAUGUGAAGUCAAAUUAUAAUGCUUAAAAUCAUCCUUCCAAUUCAUAACAUGUCAUCAUAGCUUGUUACACAGUGCUAGAUACAUUUUUCAAAUUGCUUUUUUAUUGCAUUUAAAACAAAAAAUUAGUUCACAGUAAAUUAAGUUAUAGAUGACACAAAUGUACAUUUUGCUCUGCUUUAAAACUUCUGUCUACUGUGGUUGGCAUUGGACUACAUUGAUACUCUCACUGUUAUAAGUGAGCAAAUUGUGUACAUUUUUGGAAUGGGGUGUGGGUGGUGGGCAUUAAUGCUUAUUGUAAGUGUAUGUUCUUUUCUUUUUUUGACAUUGCAACCUAUGGAACUAUUAAUAACAAGCACUUCUACACUUGUAUGAUAAAAUCGCUCAUAGUCUCCAAUCAGUGUACUGAAGAGUUAUUUAAAAUAACAAAGAUCAAGCUAGCACUGCAAAUUACAUGUGAUGUGCAGAGAGACACAAUCAGAUAUUUAAAACCAUAAUCUGCAACCAUGUGAUAUCAGACAUUUGGCAGAUUACACUGCUUGAUAAAGCACAUUUUCAUGGCAGGAGUUGAAGCUCCAAAACAGGAAACCAGUUCUAUCUUUUUGCUAACUGCACAUCCAUAUACAUAUUUUUGUCUGUAAUUAAAUGUUUUGCAUCAUUUGCAAAGUACGAAUAUGCUUGGGGUCUUCACAAAUGUUUGCAAUUCUAUGACUUUUGCCACAAAUCCAAUUAUUUUGGUCCAUCUACUUUGCGAAAUGACGCAUCAGAUUUGGAUGCAUACAAUUGAUUAGAUUAUUUGCUCUAAUUCUUGAGGCAUUCAAUGGUUUAGGUAUUUGUAUCCGGAAAUAUUCAGACAAAAAUAAACAAAUAAUAA
Molecule: messenger RNA, 4428 nt
Organism: Xyrauchen texanus (razorback sucker)
Lineage: Eukaryota; Metazoa; Chordata; Actinopteri; Cypriniformes; Catostomidae
Product: kin of IRRE-like protein 3
Exons: 16
Coding region: 178-2499 (773 amino acids)
Biological process (GO): synapse assembly; cell-cell adhesion
Cellular component (GO): cell-cell junction
Molecular function (GO): cell adhesion molecule binding
Source: RefSeq, a predicted model, not a curated record